AUGGGCGAGGGAUGUGCUGUGCUGGGUGAUGUGAUAACAUCAUCGAUUGUUUUGGUCAUGGCGUGUUACUCGUCACGCACCAACUACGAGUUACAAGUAACUUCCGUCCAGCGUCGUUCUCGAUUAUUUAUUCGUUCUCUCCCCUACUUAAAGCACCGCGAGCUGAAUAGAUUCACAGCAGCUGCGCCUGCAUAUCCGGGUGGGCCCUCGCGCUUCGCGCCGCGGGCUAUUGCGGAGCAAAUCGACGACGGCGCGUCCGGCAGCGGCGGAAGCGGGGACGACCGGGAGGAGCGGAUCUCGAUCCGCGCGCCUGUCAGCGUGGACUAUGAUUACGAGGAUGAGGAUGAAUUCGCGGAGGAGGCGGAAUCGCGCGGAAGCGGGAGCCGGGGGAUGCUGAAUCCCUCACGCCGGCGCAGUGGCAGGGGGGAACAGGCCGGCGCGCGCAGAUCUCCUCUUGGCGGCGGCGGCGACGAUGAGGAAGAGGAGCGGAUCUCGAUCCGCGCUCCGCUGAGUGUAGACGACUGGAACGGAGACGAGGACGAGGAAGACGAGGAGGGCGAAGAGGAGCGGGUGUCUAUUCGGGCACCGAUAAGCAUGGACGAUGACGGUGACGAUGACGAUGACGAUGACAGAAGCACCGCGAACACGGAAACUACCGGCGCCGGCGCGAAGAAGCCGCCGUCGAUUCACGCGCCGCUGAGCGUCGAGGGCGACGACGAAGAGGAUGACGACACGUGGCUGAAACGGUUACGAGCGCGCACCAAGGGCUCCGGUACGCGGAGCACCACUGGCGGCGGAAGCUCCACCGGUCGCAGGCGCACGCGCCGGCCUUCGGGGGAAUUCGACAGGCGCAGCCGGCUUAGCGCGGAGGUGUAUGGGGGAAAGAAAGUGGGUCGCAGCAAACGGAAGGGUUCGAUCGGGGGAGAUCUCCCGGGUUUCGGGUUUGGUCCGGGCGGGGUGCUGGGCGUGGGGGAUCUGACCGUUCCGCGCGCGAGGAUCACUUCCGACGCGGAGGACUUUUCCGCUCCCCCCGCAGUGUCGGGAGACGCGGAAGACGGGGAAUCAGAAGAAGAGUCCGGGAUCUCGUCCGCAGGUCCGCGGUCUCCGCUUGUAGGGGGUGGGCGGGGAAAUCUGGAUGCGAACUCCCGCGGGUAUGAGGCAGCCGCGGGCUCCGCGGAGACCAGCGGAGCGGAUGGGCGGGCAGAAGCGGGGGAGGGCCAGCCAGUGGCGGAGGCGGAGGUGUGGCAGCUGGUGGCGGACGUGAUGACCCGGAAAGAGCAGGAGAAGGUGCGCGGAAGAGAGGCGCGCGGUGAUAGAGGUGGCGGAGGCGAAAGCGGAGCGGAGAGAGAUAAGCUUGCAGCAGCCAUGGCGGACGGCGCAGGAAAAGCAAGAGAAACUCCCACGGAGACUUCUCUGGAAGGGAGUGUGGAAGGGGCGGAAACCCUGAAGGGGACUGUUGUUGAUGACGCUUCCGUGCAGAUGGCUGGGGACGAGAGCGCGUCUAGGCUAGCAACAGCUGGCUCGGCAGCAACAGCGGCAGCAGCAGGAGAAGGAGGAGCAGCAGGAGGGGGUUCAUCAGCUGGGGCUGUGUCAAUGACUGUCUGGGCGAACGAGAACGGGAGUGAGGCGAAUAGCAGGUCGGUGGUAACCAACAGCACGGGGGCGACUGAGGGCGGGAGCGAGUGCAGCACCGCGGAGGAGAUCGCGCAUCUGCACGCUGACCUGGGGUGGACCGAGGACGAGGGCGCAAAGCGCGGAGAGCGCGAGCAGGGAACGCGGGAGGGACGGGAGGCUGUGAGGAGGGGAGGGGAGGUGGCGAAUGCGGGUGAAGGGGGUGAGGAAUCGGGUGAGGGAGGAGGCGAAUUGGAACCGUUUGAGGAUGCUAGUGCUGCUGCCAUGCUGCUAGUGGGAGGGCCGGAGUCACUUGCAGGAGCAGGAGGAGGAGCGGCAGCAGCAGCAGCAGCAGCACAAGGGUUCAGCGACAGCAGCAGCUACACCAGUGCUGGAGACUCCUUCUCCUUCGCUGCUCCAACUCCCACUGCUGCUUCCGCCACCGUUGUUGCUGUUGCUGCUGGCGCUGGUCCCGCCGCUGCCGCCACUGGCGCCAGUGGCAGUGCCACUGCAGGGAAGGGGCCAGCAUCUGGGGUCAAGAACAGGCCGCCUCCUGUGAAGCUCACGCCUCGACUCGCCACUGCUGCUGCAGCAGCAGGUGCGCGUGAUGCGUCGCCUGGCGGUGGCAGCACUCCUAACAGCGCGCGCGCGGAGGCGUGGAGAGGCGCGUGGAGCAGACCCCUCGCUCUUGCUGUGGCGCCCGUCAGGGGUGCUGCGAACGAUUCAAGUGCAGUUACGGUUGGUCGUGGUGGUGGUGGUGGUGGUGGUGGUGGUGGUGGUGUGCGUGGUAGUGGUGCUGCGGGUCGCAGCGUUGUAGCGCGGGGAAGGAGGGAGGGCGUGCUGUGGCUGAGCCGGCAUAGGAGGAUACGCAGUGGGGAGGGAGUGGGAGGAGCGGGAAAAGGUGGUGCCAGGGACGGUGGCGAGGGCGGCGGAAAAGGGAGGAGCGUGGCAGCAGCAGCCGAGGCUGGUGUGACGCGCAGUGAUGAGAGCGGAGCGCAGCCGCGCACCCACCCGCUGGUGGCGCAGACCCUCUACAGGCUGGAGCUGGCGGAGCGAAUGAGCGCCAGGGGGCGCGCAGGCGCAGAGGCAGGCGCGGGGGGGAGGGGAACGGCGGGCGGAGCGGCGGGGGGAGGGGGAGGGGCAGGAGGGGACGGAAUGGUGGGUAGGAGGGUGAGAGAGAUGGUGUUGGAAGAUGCACAGGCGAGGGCGGGGGAGUUGGAGGAGGAGAGCAUGGGGAGUGGGCAGCUGGGUCUGCAUGUGACUGUGCUGGUGCUGGGGCGCAGGGCUGUGGGGAAAUCCGCCACUGGAGGGAUUCAGGAGGUGGUGGGCGAGGUGUGUGGGGUGGGGGUGCGCGUGCUGGAGCUCCCAGGGCUGGGCACUGCAGGGGCGGACAUGGCGGUGGACCGAUUGGACUGGGAAGCAGGGCAGGGAGAGCCGCUGGAGGACCUGGAGAUGCUGUCUCGCGUGGGCGCCGCCCUGGGCCGUGACGUGUGGCGCAGCGUGGUGCUCGUUCUCACCCACGCCACUGCCGCCACGCCCACCGCCGCAGAAGCGCGACAGAUGGUGCUGGCGAAACGCAGAGAGCAGAGGCAGCAGCGGCAGGGGAGAGCGCCGGGGGAGCGGGGUGGAAAACGGGAAGGGGAGAGGCAGGGCGAGGGGGAAGGGGAUGGGGAAGGGGAGGUGGAGCGGCAGCAGGUGGCAAGAGCGCAGCAGGCGGUGCUGGGAGAGGUGGUGGCUCGGCGGGCGCAGUACUUGCAGCAGUGCAUCCGCGUGGCUGCUGGUGACCAGCGCCUGUGCAAUCCUGUCGUGGUCGCUGAGAAUGGCCUGCUGUCCGCUGCUCAGAUGAGGCGCUAUCGUGCUGAGCUCGCUGCGUGGGAGGGACGUGCAGAGCGGCUGUUGUGCAAGGAGCAGAGGCGGGUGAGGCGGCAGCAAGCACAGCUAAGGCAGGUGCAUAGGGCAGGAGGCGGAGGGGCAGCAGCAGCAGCAACUGCAAGCGGGGGCGAUUCUCAGCAGCAGCAAGCGCAGGGGCAGGAGCAAGAGCAGGUGGUGAAGCAAGGGUGGGCAGUUGUGGGAGGAGCAAGGUUGAGAGAGGGGAGCAACAACAGCAGCAGUGGCAGUGGUAAUGGUGGUGGUGGUAAUGGGAGGAGGGAGCGGCGGGAGAGAAUAGCAGUGGCGACAGCAGAGGUGGAGCUGCCUCCGUCCUUUCACUCGGACUGGCCGGCACACCACUUCAGACACGUCACCCGCCGCGGGGAGGUGAGUGCGGUGUUCCCGCUGUCUCUCCCGCCCCCCUGGCCGGUGUGGGAGCAUGCGCCGCCCUUCAACGCGCUGCUGCUCGACCGCUGCCUUGCCGCAUCCUCCCGCCUGCCCGCUGCCGUCACUGCACAGGGUUUCGGGGCCAUUUCGGGGUAUGAUGAUUGGGGGCAAAGCAGGGGAGUGAGAGAAGAGCAGGCGAGGGGAGGGGGAGGGGGGGACGCAGGAGGAGGGGCGGUGGGAGGGAUAGCAAGGGUAGCAGGCGGAGAAGGAGGAGUGGGGAGGGAGAGGGAAGGCGGGCUGUUGAAGGCCCUGUGGCGAAGCUUUUCCCGAGGUCCCAUGGAUGCAGCAAAGAGUGCUGCUGCUGCCGCUGCUGUUCGUGCAGGGGCUACUCGGGCCACAGCAGCAGCUGAGCGUGGAUCGGAUGGGGCAAGCGCAGCUAGAGGGCGAGGAGCAGGGGAAUCCGGGACAAGGGCCUCAGGUGGCGCUGCUUCCUCCUCGUUGCACGCCACUUCUGGUGCACGAGGAGCAGGAGGGGCAGCGUCAUUGGAGUUGGGAGCAGCAGCAGCAGCAGCAGCAGCAGCAGCUUCAGCAGCAGCAGCAGCAGCCACGUGCACGGUGCGGUCGGAUGUGAGAGUGUCACUGUUCCGAGGCAACAGGACGGCGGCUGGUGUGGCGGUGGCCAUGGGGAGCGACUAUGGCGACGGGAUUGCAGCAGGCGCUAAGCUGUCGUCGCGAGUGGCUGUGGGGCGGUGUGUGCGAGUGAGUGGGUCGGCAGCAGCAGUGCGGUGGGGGCAGGAGGAGGCAGUGGGCGCCACGUGCAGGCUACAGCGCCUUCAUAUUAGUCACACGGAGCCGCAAGUUAGGGAGCAAGUAGAAAUGGUUAUUACAGCGAACGACGAUGUCUGGCUGGAAGGAGAGGUGAUGCAGUGGGAGCAGCAAGAGCGGUCGGGGAUGCAGAAGCUUCGCGAGAGACGCCUCGCGAAAAUAGCCGCGAAAGCAGCGGCUGCUGGCGUCAUUCGGACCUCAGCAAUCCGUCCUCCCUGGGCAGGCGGCACGCUCGGACGAAAAAUUCCCUCCGCUGCCCCCUGGUCACCCUUCAGCCGAAACGUUUCCGCUGCGGCUGCCCGAGCCGCCCGGCCGUCACAACUAGCGCCAGAGCCGGCGGUCGACGAAGAGCCGGAUUUCCAGGACGAGUGGGCCGACGUGCGCGCUUCGUUCGACCUCACACUGGCCGAGUACAGAAAGACGUUGAAAACCCGAUCACCCAAGAUCGGAGAGACGCCCAACCCGCUGAAACACUUCCUUCCGCGCCUGGCUGCUGAUGUGGACGCGGCCGCGACGGACGCGCAGAACCUGGCCGUGGCGCCGGCGGCGGCGGUCGCGGGAGGAGCGACGGGCCUGUGGGAUGCGCCUACCCACCCGGGAGCGGCGGAGUGCGAGGAUUGCCGCGAGGCGGAGCAACGGGCGACCGUGGCUUACCUGCUCAACCAGCGCGGGUACGACGCGUGCCGGCGAGUGACGGAGUGGGCGUAUUCCCGCGGGAUCCCCUCAGGCGAGUACGAAUUUGUGGAGGUCGGCGUUCCUCCCGCCACUGGCGGAGCCAUGUCACCCGCGCCACAACCAACCAAGCCACAACAGCCGCGUCACCAGCAGCAGCAAACAGCAAGCGCAGGAAAAGCAAACUCACAGGACAAACCACCUGUACAGCAGGACCAAAAGCAGCAGGUAGUAAUAGUGGACAUAACCUUCCGCGCGCAGUUCACACUCUCCCGCCCAACCCCCGAGUACCAGGCGCUCUGGUCCGCCAUCCCCAGAGUUUUCGUUGGCACAUCCGCCACGCUGCGCAAGCUGCUUGCGCUGCUAAUCGAGGCCAUGCGCGUGUGCGUGGCGUCCCAGAGCCUCCAUCUCCCCCCCUGGCGCCGAUCGCAGUACAUGAACUCCAAGUGGCUUGCGCCUUCCCGCCGCCGGGGGGCCGCCGCUCCCCCCGCCGCCGCCUCCCCGUUCCCCUCCCCCUCCCCCUCGCAUGCUCCCGCGGCUCUCUGCCCCAUGCACCAGCGCGAAGCGGAGGCGGGGGACGCGUGGUGCGGCGCAUGCAGCGGAAGCAAGUCAGGCGCGGAGGCCGUGACGGGCGGCGGCGGGGAGAGCGGAAGCGGAAGGCCGCGGAGGCUGCGCGCUGCAGGCGCGACGGCGGCGGCGGAUCACGUCGGCGGGUCCAGCAGUUGCGGCAGCGCCCUGCUGUUGCCUGCUGGCUCCGCCUUCAGCGCCGCCUCCGCUGGCCAUGCGGAGGUGAACGCGGCGCUGUUCAUGCGCCAGCGCAGUGUCGCCGGCGCGCGUCAGAAUUCCGCCGCCGCCGUUAGCGCGACAAAUUAUCGUUCUCCUAGCAACGGGAGCGCGUUCCGGGGAGGCGCCACCACCAGCGACGUCUGUGGCACGGCAAUGAGUACGAUGGUUACCAGUAGUGCAAUUCCAAUCGCCAACCACAGCAGCCGUGUUCGCAAGGCCGGCCUGCUCAGCCUUCAGCUCAGAGCUUCCUCCGUGCCCGAAAUAGGAAACGGGUCUAUGAUCCAGCUGGGAGCGCAAUUAGCGACCCGACCAAGCUAG
Messenger RNA from Closterium sp. Yama58-4, 6468 nucleotides. Lineage: Eukaryota; Viridiplantae; Streptophyta; Zygnematophyceae; Desmidiales; Closteriaceae. The record is from the annotation of a GenBank genome assembly.